CUUUGCGCAUGUGCAUAAAAGCGGAAGUAGAGUGCGAGAAGACCAGACAAAAUGACGACGCCGGUGGUGGAUAGCGUCCGCGAAAAGGCUCUAGCAGACUAUCGUAAAAAGCUGCUAGAGCACAAAGAGUUAGAAGCAAGGCUAAAAGAAAUGCGGGAAAACUUGAAAGAACUCACCAAGCAGUAUGAGAAAUCUGAAAAUGACUUGAAAGCCCUGCAAAGUGUAGGACAGAUUGUUGGAGAAGUACUGAAACAACUGACUGAAGAAAAAUUUAUUGUAAAAGCAACAAAUGGCCCCAGAUAUGUUGUAGGAUGCAGGCGACAGUUGGAUAAGGCAAAGCUGAAGCCUGGAACAAGGGUGGCUCUAGACAUGACCACUCUCACAAUAAUGAGGUAUUUGCCACGAGAGGUGGACCCCAUGGUGUAUAACAUGUCAGUUGAAGAUCCUGGUGCAGUGGGAUACAAUGAGAUUGGAGGUCUAGGGGAACAGAUCCGGGAACUUAGGGAGGUGAUUGAGUUGCCUCUUCUGAACCCUGAGCUGUUUAUGAGAGUUGGCAUCACCCCACCCAAAGGCUGCCUGUUGUAUGGCCCCCCAGGCACCGGCAAAACACUUUUGGCCAGAGCUGUAGCUAGUCAGUUGGACUGCAACUUUCUCAAGGUGGUGUCUAGUGCUAUUGUGGACAAGUACAUUGGAGAGAGUGCCCGACUCAUCAGAGAAAUGUUUGCCUAUGCAAGGGAUCAUGAGCCAUGUAUCAUCUUCAUGGAUGAAAUUGAUGCCAUUGGUGGAAGAAGAUUCUCAGAAGGCACAUCAGCCGACAGAGAGAUCCAGCGGACCUUGAUGGAGCUGCUGAACCAGAUGGAUGGGUUUGAUGCCCUGGGCCAGGUGAAGAUCAUCAUGGCCACCAACAGACCAGACACCCUUGAUCCUGCACUCCUCAGACCAGGCAGACUCGACAGGAAAAUAGAAAUUCCUUUACCAAAUGAACAAGCUCGACUUGAGAUUCUUAAGAUCCAUGCAUCUCCAAUUGCCAAACAUGGAGAAAUAGAUUGGGAAGCCAUAGUCAAACUCUCAGAAGACUUCAAUGGAGCUGAUCUGAGAAAUGUCUGUACAGAAGCAGGUAUGUUUGCAAUUCGUGCUGAGCGUGACUAUGUGAUCGAGGAGGACUUCAUGAAGGCUGCCAGAAAGGUGUCGGACAACAAAAAACUCGAGUCCAAACUGGACUACAAGCCAGUGUAAUGUUAUCAUGAUGUUCAAUCUUUGUCCGAUAUUUCAUGUAUGCUUUCAUUGUAAAUAAAAAAUGUCAUUAUAGAAACUAUUA
Messenger RNA from Haliotis rubra (blacklip abalone), 1318 nucleotides. RefSeq names its product 26S proteasome regulatory subunit 10B-like. Gene Ontology annotation, biological process: positive regulation of RNA polymerase II transcription preinitiation complex assembly. Gene Ontology annotation, molecular function: proteasome-activating activity; ATP hydrolysis activity; ATP binding. The record is from RefSeq and is a predicted model, not a curated record. Gene Ontology annotation, cellular component: cytosolic proteasome complex; proteasome regulatory particle, base subcomplex. Lineage: Eukaryota; Metazoa; Mollusca; Gastropoda; Lepetellida; Haliotidae.